UCUUUAAUCUAUCUAUAUAUGGAGCUGUUUCCAGACCUAUCUCUACAACAAAUCAGCCCUCCUCCAAUUACCAUGAAUGAUAACAAGGAAUAUUAUUAUCAUUCAAUAUGGAAUAAAUCUUCAUCUUUAUCAAUUAAUUCCAUAGCCUCCUCCUCCACCUCUUUAGAAACUCCAAGUACUCCACAAUUACGACCCAUUUUGAUCCACAACCAAAAACACCUCAAACCUCCUACUGAAUAUCAUAUCGAUAUCGGGCUUAUGAAGAUGAUGAUGAUGCCCCCCCAAGAUUCUUAUUCUUCAUCAUCAUCAUCUUCUUCUUCUCCUCCAGAAUAUAACUGCCUACAGUUUUCUCACCAUGAGCGGCGGCGGCCUAUGACGGCGGCAGCGGCGGCGAGGUUUCCAACUAAACGAACAAGAGCGCCAAGGAUGAGAUGGACUACCUCUCUUCAUGCUCGUUUUCUUCAUGCCCUUCAUCUCCUUGGCGGCCAUCACCGAGCAACUCCAAAGUCAGUUCUUGAACUUAUGGAAGUAAAAGAUCUCACCUUGGCGCAUGUUAAGUCUCAUUUGCAGAUGUAUCGAACAGUGAAGACAUCUGAUCGAUCUACCAUGGUUUCAUCGGGAGGAUUCGAAAACAAUAGGUGGAUGUCUGGAGAAACAUCAGAAGAUAUGACGACGAGGACGACGACAAUGGUGAUGUUUGAUGACAGUCAAACAAUUAUUAGGUCUGAUAGUCCGCCAUUGUUGUGGAGCAAUACUUCUUCAAGCAGCAACAAUGGACAUGGAAAUUGGGUGCAUGGGAAAACAAUAAUGGAUAAUAAUAAUUCAAGAAGAAACAUGAUAUCAUCAUCAUCAUCAUCUCUUGAUCAUCAUCAUCAUGAGGAAAAGUACUGUUUGAGCUCAGGAAAAGUGAAUUGUUCAAGCAAACCCAAUUUGGACUUCACAUUGGGAACACCGCUUCAUUGAAGAAAUGGGUAUCAUCUCUUUUAAUGGCCAUAAAAGUGAGAAUAAAUCAACUUCCCAUCCUCUUUUUUAUUUUUUGAAAAAAUGAGACAAAAAAGGAAAGCUAAAGAAAGACAAGGAAACAAAGGACAAUGGGGGCGAGAAAAGCAUAGUCCUUUCCUUAUCUUUAUAUAUCAAGAUCCAUAUAUAUAUAUAAAAUAUAUAAUAUAUUUAUCAAAUCGAAUAUAAUCAUCCAUUUUGUAU
Impatiens glandulifera is the source of this 1203-nucleotide messenger RNA. RefSeq names its product probable transcription factor KAN2. Gene Ontology annotation, molecular function: transcription cis-regulatory region binding. The transcript is spliced from 6 exons. Lineage: Eukaryota; Viridiplantae; Streptophyta; Magnoliopsida; Ericales; Balsaminaceae. Gene Ontology annotation, biological process: regulation of DNA-templated transcription; abaxial cell fate specification. The record is from RefSeq and is a predicted model, not a curated record. Bases 19 to 963 code for a protein of 314 amino acids.